UUCUCUUGUGCGAGGAUGUCUUGCAUUUCCUUCAGUCAUCAUUCAUUCAUGACAGAAUCAUUCGAAUCAAGGACAGAAGGUUCUUGAUUUCUGCAAUAGCUUAUUCAACGUUUCUUGUUAGUGCGAUUAGCUGUAACUGUCGGACCGUUUUAGCGAAAUUGGCAGCCCACGUAAUUGUCACCGAAAACAAGACUGGAACAACCCAGUACUUUAUCUUCUUGAUUGUGGUUAUGUUUCGAUCCAAAGUCGAAACCAAACAAUUUGUCGUUAUGACGCCAUAGGAGUGCUGUUAGUUUCCAGGGGUGCUUUUUUGCUUGAAUCAGUCUCAAAGAAAUAAGGAAAAGUGACAGUGAGUGAAAACGCAGAUAAAGGGGAGUGGGGCGAGCCUUGAAACCAGAGGGGGAGGAGAGGGAGAGGCACUCGCAUUGAUCCAUCCCAGUCUACCUCGUUCUUUGACAACUGCUUUAAACACACGAUCCAGUCUUCGUGAAGUAAGAAAAUGCUGCAACGAUAUCUCCCCUUCUCCCACUUGCUUCUCUCGCGGAUUCUUUAUUUCACGCUAAACGGGUCGCUUCGCUCGCCGAACAUUUUUCCGCCCUCGCUGGGAGCCUGAUCGCAGGCGAGAUAAAACGUGGAAGGAAAGCUUUACCCGUUGUUUGUUCAGUUGAAAAAUACCUUGUGGUCACGCGCACUGUAUUUUGUUAAGUAGUAAUUUAAAUUCGUGUAAAAACUAUGAUCUAAGUCGAACAUAUUUUUACUUCAUUGCCUGCCUACUUCUCUUCCAUCGGCUUUCGUUUUUAUUACUAUUUUCAAACGAGAAUUCAUUCUUUGUUCUGUAGGCAAUAAUUUCGUCCAAAGCCAAGGGUAUCGUUAAUGUAAUGUAAGUGUGCAGUUUUCUGUCUGCAUUGAAUACCAAUUGCAUUUAUCGUUCUGUCCCUAUCACUACUUGAUACAUCUUAGAUCGACAGCCCAGCCUAGCUAUGUUACGAAACGAAUCCUGCGUCAUCAACUGAUUUUUUUAAAAGGCCUCACUGAUAAUUGUAAACGGUAGAGAAAAUACAAAAUAAGCUGCGCUGUGAAAACGGACGAACUUCAUGUGGACACACCAUCGCUCCCUUGAGCGGUCUGUUAGCAGGUGUUUUACCUACAUGCAGUACCGUAUUUGAAGUCAAUAAUUAACCGCUCUGUUGUAAAAACCGGUAAACUUUCGUUCAAAGCGACAAAGUUACUUGUUAGAUUAGAACGAAUCAAGAGUUUUUCGACAGAUUAUUUCCACGAAAAUUAACCAGAGAAUAGCUGUUAUCUUCACUUGGAAUAAUUAUAUGGAGGUUGCUAUGUCUUUCAAAAGAUCUAUAGUUUGUAUAGUGUUUAAAGUAUUUAACACAAUAUGUCAUUUUUAUUGAAGAUCUUAGUGAAAUAGAUUUAACGUAUUUUUGAAAGGAAUAAAAGGCAGUCUUGUUGUGGAACGUUUGAAGUUUUUCACUAAUAAUUUUCCAACCUUCUUAUUCUUGCACAUUUUUCUUUGUAUUUUCUGUAUCUAGAAAGAGCGUUUUCAUUCCAGCUGCUUUUAUCAUCUGAAAUAUACGAUGUGUCGCGUUAUUCUGGACAAUACGUUACUCAGUGCUUUAGAUCGAGUGAAAAACACAGAUAUGUCCAGGAUUGAACGCUAAUGAGAUUUAAAUUUCUCAUGAUAAGCAUCACAAAGGGUCCUCAUUGGUAAGAAGUCACCAAAACACACACAAUGCUGUCAAAUAUGAAGUAAUAUGAAAAUGCCAAAUAACCCUGGCAAAUAUGAAGUACUAAUUAAACAAUAAUUGCGUUCAUAAGGACAUAAGUGAUUUAUUUUGCACUGUUUGCAUUUUUACAUGUGUAUUUUUUACACUUGGAAUCAUGACUGCUUACAAAGAACAUUCGCCCUGACGGUGCUUGUUAAGUAUUUUAAAAUGAACGUAUCUGUAAACCUAAAAAGAGUAAUUUCGCCGCAAUGAGGGGUCUUAAAAUAAACAAUACUCAACGAGACCAGGGAAAAACGCUUUUGACAUUUUAACAGCAUAAAAAGUCUCUAACGGGUGGAGCUAGGGUCAACACGAAUCCUUUUAGUUGAAGUGCUACGUGUACGGUUAAAUCACAGAAUUGAGGUUAAAUUCUGAUUAUGUUUGUCAUUUGACAGUAAAAUAAUGUCUCCAGUCGUCGGCACAGCUGACAAUCAGUCUGGCAGCUGUUUCUUAUAAACUGGAGUUGCUCUGAGCCUGUUGAGUGGCACAUAUUCCACCAUAUGUGGGGUGGGUAUGUGUGGCAGAUCAACGGCUGACUACUUUUUUGAUCAACUAUUGUGGGGGCGACUGAGCUACAAUAUUUAGUCAUUUCUCACCACAAUUAUGGUACAUGGCGUUUCGUUGCCUUCGAAAAAUAUGCUAUAAUUCCCUGGGUGGUGCUACUUUUGAAGUUGUUUCUAGUGUUUGCCAGUCAUUGUACGGUCGCGAGUAUGCUUAGGAAAUAAUUAAUUGCACAGUUGUUGACUUUCUAUUACGCAUGCGCAGUAAGGUCUUUUGAUUAAAAACUUAUCUGCUUAUAUCUUUCAGGUUGGGUUUUGCCGGUAUUGACUUGAGUAACAUCUUACAGAGAACAUCUGACGAUGAAGAAGACCAAGGAAUUAGACGGUCUGGCCGCUCCAGGAAAAACGUCGACUACACGUUCAAGGAAUUUGAAGACGACAUUACAUCAGCCGUGGAAAACGACAAGAAGAGAUUCAAAGGAGAGGAGGUUAAUGGAGAGGAACAGCACUUACUGUACUCAAAGCCCGCCUACGAAACGGGUAACUUCCUUAAGGCAGGACAACAGAACACCCGCAGAUCCCGCAGACUUAUGGACCUUGAUUACGAAAGCGACUCGGAGUCUAGAACGAGUGGGUAUGAGUACGAGGGAAAUUCAGAUGAAGAUGGUCAGCGGACAUCCACGCGGACGUCUCGUCUCCGAAGGACGCGAAGGAUUAUUGAUGAAGACGACGAAGACAACGACGGUUGUGACUUAAAAGAAGAGGAAUCGAUUGCUACGGAAGGUGGGAAAGAACGGGGAGAGAAAAAUCAUUCAAACGGAGAGCAGCCUGAUACCUCAAAAUCACAAGAACAUAAAGGAGGCGAUAACGAAACGGCAAAGAAUUCCAACCAAGAAGAACAGAAAACAGGUGGAGACAGCAAAGAACCGAAAAACGGUGGAGACAGCAGCGAAAAAGACCAGAAAAUUACGAAUCCAGGAAGUAAAACAGAAGUUGAUAAGACGGACAUUUUACCCUCUCAGCCUCAAAACACAGCUCCUCCAGGCAACAAGAUCCAUCCUCAUUCACGUAUUGCUUCUGUGGCACCAGUAGCUCGCAAUCCGCCUGUUGCUGACAUGACCAAUUACAGGAACCCUGCCAGCUACCCCCCGGAAGGCGUGUUCCCUAAUCCUCCAAAUUUUGAAAUGUUCAAGUCGCAGUAUCCUGUGAAGCAGCCGCCAAAUUACGUCGCGUCAAAUUUUGGAGGCGUUAAUUUAACUACGCCAAACAUUACGGGAAAUAACUUUACGGCCAACAAUUCGGGAACUGUAAAUAUUUCACCCAGCAGUGUUCCAGGUAUUGCUCAAGGUGGACCUACCUUUCCGGGAGCUCAGGGACUUGGAGCUCCAAAUUCAAGGACAAAUUACGGAGGGACCACUAUUCUAGGGCCCAGCCCGGUAACACCUAGCUUUCCAGGUGCUAAUACCAACUUCCCAGGUACAAACAUAGGAGGACAGAAUAUCCCUGGAACAAAUUUCGGUGGGCCCUUCUCUGGGGGACUCAACAACGUAGGAACAAACUUUGGAGAAACGAAUUUUGGUGGAGCUAACCCAACUGGGGCUGGUGUAGGAGGUUUUGGUGUCAUGAAAAGUCCAACGCAAAAUGUACCUGGCUCGCUUUGGGGAGCCCAGACUGACUUUAAUAACAUGUAUAGUUAUCAAGGAUUCCCAUCUUCAGCGGGAGGAGCAUCGGCUCCCGUGAGUAGUCCCACGAGUAACCAGACUUUACCACCACCAUACCCCUCUGCGACCAGGUUUGCGAAUACCAACCAGUAUGGAAACUAUAACCAACAGUAUCAAGGAAAUUCUAACAUGCAGAACAAUUAUAUUGCACCACAACAGAGUGGCUUUUUUCCUGGCACGCCUCAACAGCCACCGCCACCUUAUCCUUCAGGUAAUUCGCUAAAUGCGAACUUCUACUCGAACAAUAAUCCAGAGGGUAACCUUACGGGUAACCUUGCGGGUAACCAGUGGACUUAUCCCGAGGGAUACGGGUAUUAUCCCGGUCAAGGAAAUACCGCGGGACAGAAUUUUUAGAACAAAUUUGCUUCCGUUCACACUAAUUGAAUCUGUUUAGUACAGCGUAAUUUAACAAUUCGAGGAAAUGCGAGCCUUAACGCAGCAUCUCUCGAUUGUUAACGUCAGGUUGAUUUUCAAGCAAUUGAACAUUGAAAAAAGCUUUUUUAAACAGUUUUUGUUGUUGAUAGUGUGAACGUAGUAUUAAGAGCCUUUUUGCGGUGAGUUUUACUACAAAACUCAGAAUGUUAUUUUUAACUUUGGAAUAAUAAGUCACAAGGGAACAGAGAAUCGUAAAAAGUAGGAUUCAAAAUCGAAAAGGAACGAGGACGCUUUGAUCUGGCUACUGCGCAAAUGAGGGUCGUAAAAUAUCCAAGUACAAGAAAUUCAAGGCUAAAUUUGUAUAAGGGAUAUGAAAGAGAGGAAAAUGUUGGGAAAGAGAGCGUGUUGUUCUCUCCCCACAGUCGCCUAAGUCAUGAGAAAAGGGUUAGAACACAAAGCAAGCAUAGCUGGUAAUGCUCUAGAGAAGUUUCUGUUCAGAUCUGUUCAGAUCUGUUCAGUUCAUAAAGAAGUUGCAAGGUGAAGUUACUUCUCAUCCGACACCAGUAAGAGCAUCGAUCUGUUCUUGUACACCUUACGUGUAUAUUAAGCUCGUAAGCGAGUCUGUCACGUUAGGCCAUAUUUUAUGCAUUGUCACGUAAGGUCACGCUGUUUGCGGUGAUUCCAGGCUAAAGUUUCAGCCAUCGUGAAAUAUUCCAUUUCUGAUUUUCAAAUUUAAUCCAAAUAGCGAAUAGAGACAUCUUUUGAGCAUUCCUCACCGUGCGGGAAAUUGAAAUUCCUUUUUUGUUCGAAAAUGUUUCGAUUGUUUCAUUACGUUUGAAGACCUAUUUGUACGUCACACAAUCGCCUAAAAUAGCGUGACAAAGUUCCUCAAAGAAAGUGUGCUCGAGGUUACAAAUCUAAGUAGGAAAGUGAGUUUAGAAGUUUGUGAACGAGAGCCAUAUCCCAUUGUCUUAAACUCACUCGAAUGCUUGCAUCAGGUUAUGUGAACAGAACAGCAAUUUUCGAUAUUUUUUUAGGAAAAAACAAGAAGAAAAGAAACCUAACAAAGGUUAGGCAACGUUACAAGUGUUCGUAUUCACCAAAUUAUCCAUAAUAUUAGAGCGUCCUUUAUAUAAUCAAUUUUAUAUCUGUAUAUAUAUCUGACAUCAGUUGCAUGCGCGCUUGUUUCCCUCGAUUUGGUUUUUUUAUUUCACUUCGUUACGAAUGACUCGUUUUGCAUGUUGUCGUACUUCAAGAUCUGUACAAAAUUGUUUCAACUAUUCAUCCAGUGUUAACCGAUAAACUUGAAAACCCUUUCCAAAUCAAUCCAUGAACAUGUUUCUUUCUUUUUUUCUUUCAUUACAAACCUUGUUUCAAUCUACUUCAUGUUCGUAACAAUUUGCAGCAAGUUUGAUCAUUUUUUUAAUUCGCCCGUCUAACGUACAUUAGUGCCGAGAGCCUGCUAAUAUAUCAAGAAAAUAUUCUCUAGUUAACAAGUAUUUAUUAUCACUACUUCUCUGUUUGAAAAUGUUUUAUUCCAAAGAUUGUAAUGAGAUGUUCAUCGCUAUUGAGAAUGUAUUGAUUUUCUUCCAAGCUUGAUUCCGAUGAUUGCCAUAGGUGGACACGAACAUACAUUCUUGAAAAGAUGGCCAUUUUUUAUUACUUUGUGACUAAUAUAAUGUAAAUAGUGGUGUUUCGGUUGUUGCCUCAUUCUAGCAACCUGUGUAUCUAUCUUGUGGAAAUAUCGGAUUCAAAGGCUUUAUAAUAAAAUGAAAUACGACGGGAA
This is a messenger RNA of Orbicella faveolata, 6157 nucleotides long. RefSeq lists its product as uncharacterized. The record is from RefSeq and is a predicted model, not a curated record. Gene Ontology annotation, cellular component: RSF complex. Lineage: Eukaryota; Metazoa; Cnidaria; Anthozoa; Scleractinia; Merulinidae. Gene Ontology annotation, biological process: negative regulation of DNA-templated transcription. Gene Ontology annotation, molecular function: histone binding.